Messenger RNA from Lasiosphaeria miniovina, 1143 nucleotides. RefSeq lists its product as uncharacterized. The coding region runs from base 1 to 1143 and encodes 380 amino acids. NCBI's taxonomy places the organism in Eukaryota, Fungi, Ascomycota, Sordariomycetes, Sordariales, Lasiosphaeriaceae. The transcript has 2 exons. Gene Ontology annotation, molecular function: catalytic activity; molybdenum ion binding; pyridoxal phosphate binding. The record is from RefSeq and is a predicted model, not a curated record.
AUGAAAAUCUCAGCUCUCUACGUCUACCCCAUCAAAGGUCUGCGGGGGAUCGAGCUCCGGAAAGCCCAGGUCGGGCCGCAGGGGAUCAAGCAUGACCGGCGUUUCAUGCUGUACCAGGCAGGGCAGCACGAGGCCACGGCCGGCAUGAAGGCAAUGCAGCUGGCGUCCCACCCGCAGUGCGCUCUAUUCGAGCAGCAGAUCGCUUCUAGCCCGGAUGGCCCGGAUGGCUCGGCAGAAGAAGCCAGCGUCGUUGUGCGAUAUCACAGCCCGAAGGACAGCCAUCACUCAGAUCUUAACAGAGUUACACCGCCCCAGUCACCGAGCUCCGCCGAGGAUAGCGAAGCGACAUUAAGGGUGCCUUUGGAGCCGGAUAUCUCUCUGCUCGAGAAGAUCAGCGUCGACCUGCACGGCAGCCCGGCAACGGCUUACCGCAUGGGCGGCGGCUACGACGCGUGGUUCAGCUCGCGGUUCGGCUUUCGGACAGUUCUAGUCUACAUUGGUGACGGAAGGCGGGCCGUGCUUGGAACCAGCAUGCUCCCCAAGGCUGCCAACACCGCCGCUGCCCCGCAGAAAGGAUGGGUGUCGUCGCUAGCCUCGCUGGUAACCAGCCCUCGGCAGCAACAGCCAGCAACCCCGGCGCUGUGGCUGACCUUCACCGACGUGGCCCCGCUGCUGGUCACGUCCGAGUCCUCGCUGCACGACAUCAGCGCCCGUCUGCCUGCCAACCAGCCAAUGCCCAUGUUCAAGUUCCGGCCCAAUCUCGUGGUCGACGGAGAGGGCGAGGCCGCGUGGGCCGAGGAUUUCUGGGCGGAGCUCGCCAUCGAUGUGCAGACCAAAGAUUUGGAGCAGCAGCAGCAGCAGCAGAGGCACACGCUACUGCUGACGAGCAACUGCGCGCGGUGCAUAAGCCUCAACGUGGACUACCAGACGGGCAAGCCGGCUGAAGGCGAGCUGGGCUCGGUGCUGAAGAAGCUUAUGAAGGAUCGCAGGGUAGAUGCCGGGACAAAGUGGUCGCCUGUCUUUGGCCGAUAUGCUUUUGUUGCCGGAGGAGAGGGGGAAGUGCUGACUGUAUCGGUGGGAGACAAGGUUCAAGUGACGCGGCGGAAUGCCGAGAGGAGUGUUUGGGACUGGCCCGGCCUCUAG